This is a messenger RNA of Camellia sinensis, 357 nucleotides long. The record is from RefSeq and is a predicted model, not a curated record. NCBI's taxonomy places the organism in Eukaryota, Viridiplantae, Streptophyta, Magnoliopsida, Ericales, Theaceae.
AUGGGCUACAAUAAAAACAUGCCACACAUGUACCAUUGGACAUCUAGGAGAGAUGUGGGUUCUUCUAUUGAUCAUUUGAAAUCUUUUCGAGUGGAGCUUGAUAGUUUGGUAGCGACUUAUGUUAUUUGGGAUCCAUACCAUAGUUGUAGAGAUCGGCAUCCAUGUAACCCGGUUACGUUCUACCAUGGAUGCUUGAAGUGCUUAGACGUGGUCGAACCCUAUUAUCCAGAUAGAGUCCUGAGGCAAUUUGGUAAGGUUCAAACCAUCCCAAAUGCACCACUGGCUCCCACUCAUGGUGCUCAAGGCAACAUAUCUGCACGAUAUACAGUCAUGUAUAGAUACUUGGAUAGGAUCUGA